Anthostomella pinea is the source of this 1206-nucleotide messenger RNA. NCBI's taxonomy places the organism in Eukaryota, Fungi, Ascomycota, Sordariomycetes, Xylariales, Xylariaceae. The record is from the annotation of a GenBank genome assembly.
AUGAGUCCCAACUUUACAAACCGCACAGCAGCGGUGGCGCUGAUCUUGGCUCAUCUGUUUGGUCUCUUCGCCUUGCAUGGCUCGCUUUACCGAAGUGGUUACAUCGACGCCCUGAUUCGGCUUUGGUGUGAAGGACCGCAUUACUUGCCUGGCUCGACGAACACGAUCCUCCCACGCUACACCGGGAUCAACUUGUUGGACAAGCUUCUGACACUGGCCGGUGUCAUGUUCGCAAACGUGACGGAUGGCUCGCUCCCGCAGCUCUCCCUCUACGCGGUUCACUUCGCCGGGCAGUAUCUUGGUAUACUCACAGUCCUGAUGCUGGAGGGCAUGAGAAGCGGCAACCAGUCCAGCACAUUCCGUUUCUUUUCUUGCUGGGCUUGUGCCAUGCAGAUCUUCAGUUACGGGCUCGUGAUGCCGCUCUACGGUGUCCUCCACCUUCUGACUUCGUCGGCCUCAGGAGUGUUCGGUACGGAGCUAGCGGAAGCAGCUUCCAUCAUAAACGUACUCGACGUGGAAGUGGUGCCUGAGGCUCUGCUUAUAGGAUAUACUCUACCAGCGAUCUUGAUGAGUCUCCCCCUACCGUCCAAUAGCCUUCAUCAAUGGUUCGGUGGCUUGUGGCAAGGGUCCCCUUUGUGGUCUAUGAUAAUGCGGAAGAUUCUAUGCCCCCGGCUCCCGGCGAACGUCCAGCCCCUGCGUGCCUCGAACGUUGGUAAGAAAGAAUGGGAAUCGGACCUCGGCACGACGGAUUCGACGUCAACAGGACGAAAUAACGAAAGUGACAAAUACCGCAUCAUAUCCCGGGCUUAUAUCUUCGCGUUUAUCUGUUGUGCGGCGUCUCACCUCGUGCUAGUCGUCAUUAUCUUCGCAGUCUGGAUAUACCCUUCCGGUUUUACCUCAUCUACGAGGGCAAGAAUGACUCUAUCAGAAGUCUUCAUGCCCACACCGUUCUACACGACAGAGAAAAUGCUGUCCAUGGGCUCGGCGAUGCACGCCUUCUUUCAAUACGAUCAGUACAUCGGCUCAACAGCUGCGAUUAUCUGGUCCUCGACCCUGUACAUCAACUCAAGAAGUCAGCCGCUGGCUGCAAUUGGUUGGAUCAAGCUUGCCUUUGUGGUGACGGUGUUAUCGUUGAUCUCGGGGCCUGCCGGUGCGGUGAUAUGGCUUAUGUGGGAAAGAGAGUUGGUUUUGCUGUCCUACUGUUGA